AUGGCCCUCCCGACGCUGCUCUCCGCGCGCGGUCUCGGCGUCUUCGCGCGCGUCUCUCGCGCGCGCGGCCGCGCGUCGCGCGCCGCGCGCGUCGUCGCGCGCGUCGUCGCGCCCGUCGCGUCGUCGCGCGGCCACCGCGAAACGUCGGCGUCGUCGUCCGCGAGCGCGAGCACCGCGACGGCCGUCGCCUCCGUCGCGACGCUGGCGUCCGCGGCGACGACGCUCGCGAUCCCCGACGCCGCGAACGCCGCGGAGGUGCUCCCCAGCAUCGUCGCGUCGUUCAACCUCGCGACGUUCACGCCGCAGGCGUUCUGGCUCUUGAUGAUCCUCGCCCCGGAGAGCGUCGUCACGCGCGUCGUCAUGGGAUCGUGGGUGCCCGUCUUAAUAGCGACGGGCAUCCACGUCUUCGUCGACGGCGUCGGAUUCACGCAGCCCGGCGCGCUGGAGGAGGCGGCCAAGUUCGGCGCGGUGUUCGACCCGUCCAUACCGCCGUGGUCGUGGGCGGACGGCUCCGUGACCGGACCGCUGGUCGGCUUCCAGUCGAUGCUAGAAAACCCAAACUUCGUCACCGAGGAGUGGGCGCACGUGCUCGCGUGGGAUUUAUUCGUCGGGCGGUGGAUGUGGCUCGACGCGACGGCGCGCGGGGUGCCGCUGCUGGGGCCCUCGCUGCUGCUCACGAACUUCACCGGGCCACCGGGUCUGAUCCAGUACUUCAUCGUGUGUGUGCUGAGCGGGAAAGGGCUGCCGCCGUCGGACGGCGGCGGCGGCGGCGGCGGCGCGGCGGCGGUCGCUUCGCUUCCCGCGCAGAUCCCCGCGGCGGACGGCGAGCCGGACGCGGGCGCGCUCAUCUCCCGCCUGUGGAGGGACGACGGCGGCGUCGGAUGGAACCCCGAGGAGAUCGUCGCCGCGUGCGCGGACGCCGUCGCGUGGGAGGACCUCUCCCACUCGAGCGAUCCGAUCGUCGGGAGGGCGGCGGUGCGCAAGCGUCUCUCCGCGCGUUUCGCCGCGGACGCCGCCGCGGGCGUGUCGCUCGUCGUCGAGCGUCGCGCGCUCGGGUCCGUCUCCGGCGGGUUCACGUGGCACCGGAGUCGUCGCGGCGACGGAGAUAGCGGCGGACGCGGGCUGCGAGGGACGACGUUCGUGGAGGUGGACGACGAGGGACGGAUCGUCUACGUCCGGGAAAUCGCGGAGCCGAUUCUGAAGCCCGGCGGCGCCACCGCGGAGCUCCUGAAAGCCGUCGCGAAGCCGCCGGCGACGCCGCCCGGGGACCUCGCGCUCGCGCGGACGCCGGCGACCGCGUCGGACCUCGUCGCGUACCUGUGGCUCGAGGUCCAGGGCUCGAAGGACUUCCGGAGGGAGGCGCUGCGAUUCUUCGACGAAGACGUCGUCUACGAGGAUCUGAAUUUCGCGCUCCCGUUCGCGGGCGCGGACGCGGUGGGGACGUUCCUCGAGGAGUUCGACAUCCCCGGCCUGACGUUCGUCCCGGACCGCAUCUCCGACGGGAAGGACGACUGCUGCUUCACGUGGGAGGUUGACCUCGGCGUCGAGGGCGCGUCGCGCGUGAAGGGAAUCUCGUUUUACGCGUGCGACGCGUCUCGCGCGGCGGAGGAGGGGGGUGUCAGGUGCGUUCUCUACAAAAGUUUUUCACUCAUCGCCCGGUUUCAACAUUUGAUCGCUCUCCCUUUCAACUGA
Micromonas pusilla CCMP1545 is the source of this 1692-nucleotide messenger RNA. RefSeq lists its product as uncharacterized. The transcript has a single exon. The record is from RefSeq and is a predicted model, not a curated record. Lineage: Eukaryota; Viridiplantae; Chlorophyta; Mamiellophyceae; Mamiellales; Mamiellaceae. The coding region runs from base 1 to 1692 and encodes 563 amino acids.